AAUUGUAUUCUUUCCCCUAUAUUUCCUUUUGUAUUGGUAAUUAGGAACAACUAUAAAAAUUAAGUUUGCGGAAAUCUGAAAUCCUUAAGGUAUGGCAAGUGGUGUAGUUACUAGUUAGGAUUUCAAUUAUGUCACUCGUAUAUGAGAGUGACUUUUGUAUAUUCUUGCAAUAAUUCAAUUCGUUGCUUUCAAAAAAUGUACACAUAGAAUAACAACACAAGCGAUCGAUUAAUCAAAUAGUUAUAAUAUAUAAUUAAUUUAAGGGUUUUGUUGCAUACUGCCUAAAGGCGGUCGGUCAGUUGCAUAAAAUAAGUAUAUACUUAUAUCAUAGACUUAUGAUAGGAAAGAUACGAAAAUUUUUAUGCACUUAUUUAGCAUUUUUCUUAAUUUAAAGACAAAUUGUCUAGAAAAAGACAAUUACUGUUUCAUCUUUCAAUUUAAAGCAUUGUUAAGCAAAAUAUAUCAAAUUUAGUUUUGGUAUUUAUUGCUAAGGAGGAAGGAUCGGCUUUUUGAGAAGUCAUGGGAGUAACUAAACGGCUCGCCUUCGGAUGAUUAUUAUACAUAGGUUCCACAUUUCCCUACCAAACUGGUUUUCUUUUGCGAAGAAGAACCAGGAAAAGGUGGGGAAACCCCAAUAGUUUUGAGUCAUAUCAUUUAUGAGGAGAAAAGUGUUGCUGGAAAUCAGCAUUUUGAUUAUUAUCAUUUUGAGUCAUAUCAUUUUGAUUAUUAUCAUUUUGAGUCAUAUCAUUUUGGAAAUCAGCAUUUAUGAGGAUAAAAGUUUUGAGUCAUAUCAUUUUGAUUAUUAUCCAUCGUCCUUCACGGGCAGUUGCUGGAAAUCAGCACACAAGACGGAUGACAAAAGUGUUGCCUAGGAAAGGGCAGCUAAGCUGGGAACAAAGCUGGAAUGGAUGGGGAAUACUGCAAAAGUUAUAACAGGUCCAGUGCCAGCCAUCAGGUUUAAUAAAGAGAGUGGUCGAAAAACAUGGUUUAAUAGUCUUUCGGCUAGUUACAGUGGCCCUGCAAGUGAUAAAGUUUCUAAUGAGGGGUUUUUAUCAAGACCAAUGCUAUAUCGAUCAUCGAUCAUCACAAUAGUUUCCUAUAAAGUUGUGUUGUCUCAAGUCACGAAUCCGAAACUAACACCAAAAGAACAAUUGCAUGCGUUUGAAGAAGCGAUCAGAGUGGAAAAACCGUGGUUAGAAUCUCUUCUACGGGAAAGGGGUGUUAUUCUGUUUCGAGGCUUCCCAGUUAUCACUCCUUGUGAUUUCAACGACGUCGUGGAAGCUUUUGACUACCCUGAAGUACCCUACAUGGGCGGUAUAGCCCCGAGAACCAAAGUGGUUGGUAGAGUUUACACUGCAAAUGAAAGCCCUCCCGAUAAGAAAAUCGCUUUCCAUCAUGAGAUGUCUUAUAUCCCAAACUUUCCUUCCAAGAUAUUUUUCUAUUGUGAUGAAGCACCGGAACAAGGGGGAGAAACCCCAAUAGUUUUAAGCCAUAUCAUAUACGAUAAGAUGAAGGAGAAGCACCCAGAGUUCGUUGCAAAGCUAGAGGAGCAUGGAUUGACUUAUAGUGUAUUUAUAAAAAAUGAUAAGGACCAACCAUCAAUGAUCGAUGGCAGAGGUUGGAAGUCGGUAUACAAUACUGAUGACAAAAAAGUCGCGGAAGAAAGGGCGGCAAAGCUGGGAACAAAGCUAGAAUGGAUGGAGAACAGCGUGAAGAGUAUAACAGGCCCAUUGCCGGCUAUCAGAUUGGACAAGGACAGCCAACGCAAAACGUGGUUCAAUAAUCUGACUCGUCCGAUGAAUUCUGAGCAAGUUACACUCGUCGAGCUUGGCAAUGGCGACCCCGUGCCUAGUGAUGCACUGGAAGAUUGUUCGAGAAUCUUGGAAGAAGAAUGUGUUUCUAUACCUUGGAAGAAAGGUGAUGUUAUGCUUGUUAAUAAUCUGACUGUCCUUCACAGCAGACGACCACUUUCAAAACCGCCUCGACGCGUACUUGUAUCCAUUUGCAAGUGAAAAUUUGCACUUUUAAAUUGAUAUGUUACAAGUUUUCUGGUUGCAA
Molecule: messenger RNA, 2058 nt
Organism: Erigeron canadensis
Lineage: Eukaryota; Viridiplantae; Streptophyta; Magnoliopsida; Asterales; Asteraceae
Product: clavaminate synthase-like protein At3g21360
Exons: 5
Coding region: 909-2012 (367 amino acids)
Molecular function (GO): oxidoreductase activity
Source: RefSeq, a predicted model, not a curated record